Molecule: messenger RNA, 1159 nt
Organism: Nelumbo nucifera (sacred lotus)
Lineage: Eukaryota; Viridiplantae; Streptophyta; Magnoliopsida; Proteales; Nelumbonaceae
Product: peroxidase 15-like
Biological process (GO): response to oxidative stress; hydrogen peroxide catabolic process
Molecular function (GO): peroxidase activity; heme binding
Source: RefSeq, a predicted model, not a curated record
UCGAAACAAAGAAAUAUGUCUUCUCAGUUUUCAAUGGCGGCAAUGGCAGCUCUCUUUCUGGCUUUGAUGUUUGCAGGAACAGACGCUCAGUUGAGCGCCACAUUUUAUUCUAGCACUUGUCCUAACGUGUCUACCAUCGUACGUAAUGUCAUCCAGCAAGAACUACGAUCUGAUGUUCGAAUAGCUGCCAGCCUUAUUCGUCUUCACUUCCACGAUUGCUUUGUCGACGGCUGCGAUGGAUCGAUUUUGCUAGACGACAGCGAUACCAUCCAGAGCGAGAAAACUGCCCGGCCCAAUGAUGACUCUGUUAGAGGCUUCCCAGUUGUCGAUGACAUCAAGACUGCUGUGGAGAAUGUUUGCCCUGGCGUCGUUUCCUGUGCAGAUAUUUUAGCAAUUGCAGCGGAGGCCUCUGUUUCUCUGUCUGGAGGCCCCAGUUGGGAUGUUCUACUUGGAAGAAGAGACAGCAGGACGGCAAACCGACAAGGAGCAAAUGAUUCUCUUCCAUCUCCCUUCGAAAGCUUAGACCGAAUUACAACCAAGUUCUCCAAUGUUGGCCUUGACACGACUGAUCUAGUCGCAUUAUCCGGAGCUCACACAUUCGGACGAGCCCAGUGCCGGACUUUCAGACAACGCCUGAACACCAGUAACCCCGACCCAAAUCUGGACGCCGACUACUUGGAAACUCUUCGUCAGACAUGCGGCGGCGCUGACAACACAUUAACCGAUAUGGACCCUUCAAGUCCGGAUGAUUUCGAUAACAACUACUUCACGAACCUUCAGAACAACCGUGGUCUUCUCCAAACUGAUCAGGAUCUGUUCUCAACUCCCGGGGCUAACACCGUUGCCAUUGUUAACCGCUUCGCAAGUAGCCAGAGCGACUUCUUUGAUAGCUUCGUUCAGUCCAUGAUAAAAAUGGGGAACAUAAGCCCAUUGACGGGGAGCAGUGGAGAAAUCCGUUCAGAUUGCAAGAGGGUUAAUUAAAAUUAAGUUGGAUCCCAGAUUCAUUAAGAUGAAAGAAAAUAAAGUGUAAUACCUAGUGGAAGUAUUGUUGUUAUUGUCUGUUUUGAUUCUUUUAUCCUGAGUUGAAAAAGCCCUGAAAUUUGAUUUGAUUUUACCAUUGAUGAUAAAUAUAUUAGAUUAGCCAGAAAUGAGAAAUCAA